AUGAAUGAAAGCGAGCUUAUGGAUGAAUUUGAAGAAUUCAAAGAAACAAGCAAACUUAUUGAAGCUGAAUUAGAACUAGAAAUCGAAGAGAACAAAAUUCUAAUAAAAUCUCUUCAAGAAGAAAUCUUAAUUUUAAAAGAACAAAAUACAAACCUUAAAGUAUUAUCCAAUUAGUCUCAAUUUUAUACUAAAAUCCAAGUGAUCGAGAAAUUGAAUAGCGAGCUCAAUGAAAAAUUAAAAAAAUCCUGCCAAGACAGUGAGUCUUCCAAAAAGAAACUAAUGGAAAUGGAAUUGGAGAUGGAUAUGAUGAAAUCAAAGUUAAGAGAAAAGGAUUUUGAAGCUUAGCUAAAACUCAAACUUUAAUUACCGUUCUUGGCUUGCCUCGCUUAUUGGUAGCGCAGUCACCAAGGAUUCCCUAGGGAAUUCAUUCUCUUUGUAGCGUCGAUAGGGAGAACUUUUUUGAGUUGGGAUACUAAUCUGGUGAGAAUAAGGUCAUACUCCCACCUUUCUCUUCUCCACUGAUUACACCUGCGAGCUAGAUUCUGCGUCUUCAUCUCCUUCUUGCAUUGUCAGUUAUAGUGUUGAGUGGGAAGGAUAUUGCUGCUUGGAUUGAACGAAGGCUAAAUAAAAUUUAUGGGUCGACUCUCAUUAAACAGAUAAAAUUCAAAUAACUCCUAUUUCACGCUAGGAAGUUGCCCAAAUGGUCUAGGAAUGCGUGCGGACCUAGCUGGGCUUUCCCUUUCCAACUUUGAACCCAACUUUACCCUCAAGGCAAAUUUAAAUCUUGAAAGCGGACUCGGGCGAGGCCUUGUCAUUGCCAGAAUUGAACAGAGCAUUGCUGACUGUUUUUUGGUUAACAAAACCUUGAAGAAUAUAAAUAAAAUGUGCUCGGUGCUGCAUUGUUGGGAGGCAAAGUCCUGCCCAGGCGCCAUUUAUUUAUAUAGAUUUUGAAGCUGAGCAACUUAAUGAGUUUUAUAACAAAACGUUAGAAGAUUUGGCAAUAGCAUGCUCUGAGCUGGAUGUCUUAAAAGAGUACAGCGAAGAAAAUACGCAAAGACUAAAAGAUCAAAUAUCAGAUUUAAAUAACGAACUUAUGGUUGCUCGAAGAAAAUCCAUUGAUAUUCGUGCUUAUUUGUCAAGAAGUGAUUCUGCAAUCAGUAGGCUUAGUAUUAAAUCAUCACUAGAUGGACAAUCAUCUAAAACGAUAGUCGAUAUCCUUUUAUCAAAUCUAAAUGCCAAUCUAAUGAAAUAUAAACAAAAUUUAUUAUCACUAUAA
This is a messenger RNA of Blepharisma stoltei, 1276 nucleotides long. NCBI's taxonomy places the organism in Eukaryota, Ciliophora, Heterotrichea, Heterotrichida, Blepharismidae. The record is from the annotation of a GenBank genome assembly.